Phyllopteryx taeniolatus (common seadragon) is the source of this 2593-nucleotide messenger RNA. RefSeq names its product neurofilament medium polypeptide-like. Lineage: Eukaryota; Metazoa; Chordata; Actinopteri; Syngnathiformes; Syngnathidae. Bases 1 to 1083 code for a protein of 360 amino acids. The transcript is spliced from 7 exons. The record is from RefSeq and is a predicted model, not a curated record.
AUGGCAGUGACGUCACCGCCUACAUCUGUCGGACAAUCAGAUGACAGUGACGUCACUGCCCUCCUCGGCCUGGGUUUUAGAACCAGGUCGGAGGAGGUUCUGAGGAACGAUAAACUUGAGCACCGCGGCCUUGACGCCAGUGGCCUGAAGCUGGACCUGGUGGAGCGGCUUUUGGCUGCGCUGGAGGAGGAAGCCCGGGCCAAGACCUCCAGCCGAGAGGACAAGGAGCAGGUUGACGAAAGGCAAGAACAACAAGAAAUUAAAGAGGAGAUCCAAAUCAAGGACACCCCUGUGCAGGUCGACGACGCUGGCCGGGAGGCCUGCAGGGCACAGCGCAAACGCAGACAAGAUGCCGGCAGUCAGGCUGCGGAGGUGAAGGUUGAGUCAGAGAGAAGCGGAUGUUACGGCCGAAAGCGACCGCAUGAGGAGAACAGGGGCUACUACUACAAUGAGCACAGCCAGAAGAAGAGUGUUUGUGCCAAGGACGCUCGCACAUGUAAACCAGAUGACUUGAAGAAACAGAGCAUAAGCAAGCUUGAGGAAGAGCUCCAGCACCGCAGCCUGGACGCCAGUGACCUGAAGCCAGACCUGGUGGAGAGCCUCUUUGCUGCGCUGGAGGAGGAAGCCCGGGCUGAGUCACUGGGCCGAGGGGACAAGGAGCGGGGCGACUACAGAGGAGAGGGUGACGAUGGGGACAAAAAGCAAAAGCAGCAAGAGGCAGCUGGCGGAAACAGCAAUGCACUGCUAGAGAAGGACAAAGGCAGAGAUUUGGGUGGCUGCUACAAGGAAGAGGAGGCUGAGCCAGAGGCCGAAUGCAAGCCGCAGAAGUGUCAGCCGCCGUCAGACACUGGCGACAGGCGACGUGCCGAUGCCGACCUUCCCAAAACGUCAGCCAUCGCUGAGAUAAUCGUCAAACUUGAACCGGACGAGAAGGAACAUGUUGACCUCAAACAAGAAUUUAAAGAGGGGAUCAAAAUCGAGGACACCCCUGUGCCGGUAGGCGGGGCAGAACCGAAAUGUGAACAAGAUGGCUGCAGUAUGGCCGUGCAGGUGCAAGUGAAGGUGGAGUCCCAGAGAAGCUGACACCGUGGCCGAAAGCGACCACACAAGGAGAACGGGGGCUACGAUUACUAUGAGCACAGACAGAAGAAGAGUGGACAUGCCAUGCAAAAGAUGUCACUCGGCACCCCGGCGUCGCACUACCGCUGCUACCCGCAGAGGUAGACGAUAGAGGCUGGCGAGAAGCAACGUCACGCAGACUCUAAACGAAUCAGCAGCCAUAAACUAUCAAAAACAAGAGACAGACACUUGCUUUGCCAUGCCGACGCUAAGUGAAUCACGGCUGCCUGGCGCUUCAAAGCGGAGACCCAAGGAUGCCGAGUUCGCCCCCGGACGCUAAGUUAAUUAACUCCCCGCCAGUCAAAGAAUUGCGCCACCAAAGGCGCCUCCACCCUGUUGAGUCCCGCCACUUGGGAGUUGGAACAGGCAACAACGACACCCACGGGCGACGGAACGACAUUACAGACAUGGCUUCAAGACAGUCUGUGACUUGACUUGGAGUUAAUAUUUUAAGAACUUUACAUGAACGCCACUAGUGACUGUAUUGCUGCAAACUUGAAUGUCUAAUGUCGAAUAUGUUGUUAACCGAACCAGUUGAAAUGUUCCACCCCACACCACAAAUGUCACAUGGAAAAUAGUAAUGUUCUCCACACCACACAACAUUGGAGACAUUCAUUACAGGUAUGAAAGAAGAUGAGCGUGGAACAAUGCAGGGUGAGGCAAUGGUUUUAUCUUAAAUCCAAUAAAAUUAAGAUUUUAUUCCACUGGUUUUAAACCACAAAAUGAAAAAAUAACCUUCGCGAACCCUCCCUUUUUGUCCCGCUCCGGCCAUAAAAGGGGCCGGAGCUGGGACCAGUUGAGUUUUGGAGUUUGGAGGAGAAGUUUUCCUUUGGUCUCAACUCGCCGACGACCGGCUCAGGCAGGACGCCCACCUCACCCGAGAUGGCAAGGACACAUUGGAUGAUCCCCGGCUGCAGCCUCCUGCAAGCGCUCCGAGCUACCCUGUUUGGGGGCCCGAGCUCAGUCCGAGGGAUUGUCUUGCGAACAGAGACACCCGAGAGACAUCCUGCCUGGGAACUUGUUGGCCUCCGAGCUACCCUGUUUGGGGGCCCGAGCUCAGUCCGAGGGAUUGUCUUGCGAACAGAGACACCCGAGAGACAUCCUGCCUGGGAACUUGUUGGCCUCCUGCUUCUCCUCCUUUUUUUCUUCCUCCCUUCCGUCGAAUCCACCUGUUCCUGGUGCGGACCGGGCUGGCCGAACACUCGGGAGCCUGACUCGCCUGCCUCAAACGCUUUCCAGACACGCAAGUCCAACAUUGCGGUCUACUAAAAGUACAGAUUAGUGCAUAUUUGGGUUUAAAGUCACAAGAACAGGAAUCCUCAGAUAUAUGCAUUCACUACACGCCCAUUCUGCUAAACUCACGUCACAAAUCCCUUCCUUUGCCAAUGUUCGUCUGUACCUUGUUUGUUUUGUGUUUGUCUGUGUUUUAUCCUGUAGAAACCCCUUUUUGUUAUUAAAUGUUCUAUAAAAUUCA